This is a messenger RNA of Trypanosoma rangeli, 2490 nucleotides long. RefSeq lists its product as uncharacterized. Lineage: Eukaryota; Euglenozoa; Kinetoplastea; Trypanosomatida; Trypanosomatidae. The transcript has a single exon. The record is from RefSeq and is a predicted model, not a curated record. The coding region runs from base 1 to 2490 and encodes 829 amino acids. Gene Ontology annotation, molecular function: protein binding.
AUGGACAAUCCCCUCGUUGCCCCCGACUCGUCUCCAGUCACAUUCACAGUUUACUCAAAUUGCGAUACGUCGCUCCCAGCCGACUCCGUUAGCGUGAAUUUUGGCCAAGUGGUGCUUUCAGACAUAAUGGCAGGGGACCAUUGUGAAUGCAACGAUGGGGACCUCGAAAACGCAGAGGAGGACGUGUGGUCGGUGCCACCUGGGGACGCCCAGGCCACGCAAGAGUGUGGCUGGAAUUCCAAGUAUAACCCAAAGAAGAAUGCACUGUUGUGUAUUCGAGAGGAAAACGCCACGGCUUUCCUUCUAAAGGAGGAAUAUAUCGCUCGUUGCCUCUUGGAAGUGGAAGAGGUAGGUCAGCGCGGUCUACUCUCGAAUGCAAUUCAAUGGGAACUUCACACGCUGUGUGGUUGCAACGCAGGAGUUAUGAGAGAUAACGGGCAAACUGGUCCGUUGUCUCACGCCCAGGCCUCCAACCCUGUCUUUGAUACCACCGCUAACGAUAAUGAGUUGUUUUUGCGAAACACACGGCUCAGAAGCAUUCUGGACGAUGAGGCGUUCACUCCACUGGAGAAACUCUUGCGUGACAGUUCUCCAAACGCACCACCUCCAUCGAAACUCAACAACCCUGCAAUUGGUGGGGCGUACGCCAACAUCUACGAACCACCCUCCGGAGUGAUGGGGUCCGUGCCGGCACAGACGCCGUCAGGUACAUUCAAAGUUGGUCUGCGGGCAAAAAACGUUCCACAACCGUCAUUUUCAGAGGCUGACCCCAGCUAUUUGUCCUCUGGGCGUUUGCUUGAAACGCAGCGGCAUCAGCUGGAGAUGGAGCGUCGUUUGACACGGCGAGAACGCGACACCUUGGAGCGGGCUCUAGAUGCGCGUUACAAAUGCAUUCAGUUUCCCCCUGACACCUACGCACAGUUGCGUUAUGAGCCCUCGAACGUCUUUUCACGUGAGCGCCAACUCAUUUUGGGCUCCCUUGGCAUCUCUGAUCCUAAGGCGUCUCAGACUGAUGCCGCGACACCAUUGCAGGAAGAAAGCAAAAAGAAACACAUUCAGCAACAGCAACAAAAACAGCAGAGGGUGCAGUCACAGGUACAUAAGGAAGGAAUUCCCAGCGCUGGGGUGUCGCCCAUCUCGUCCCACACAUUUUUGUUUUCUCCCAGUCCCUCGAAGGUGAUGGAAUCGAAACCGGAUCCAAAGGGGGCAGCCCUCUUUUCUGAGGCAUGCGAGGCUAAAUACAAGGAGGGUUUGACAGCCAUGAAGGAAUUACUAGACCUUUAUCAAACGUUUAUAAGGACACAACCACAACCAAACCCAGCGCCUUCGGCAUCACAGAGUGAUGUUAGCAAUUCUUUUGGGAAUGAACCAACGACACCUUCUACGAUAACGUACGAGAAACGUCUGGCUCGUAUCAAGCGUCUCUACCCCUCCACUGGCACCAACGCGAGUGUGGUACAUCAAUACAGGUGUCUCCUGCGUACACCACCCUUGCCGCCGUCGUUGGGACUCCCAACUGUUCCUGGUGACAUUGGUCAACAUUAUGCGAAUGCACCAGUUAAAGGGUACAUGAUACCGUUUCAGGCGUCUAGUACAGGUGCCAGUAACACGGGAACGACACAUGAGAGUGGAUUAUAUGAAUAUCAUUUACUCCCUGUUAAUAAUUCUUGUACAAGUGGCAGGAGUGUGGUUAGGCAAGAAGCUCAGCUGAAACCUUUUAUAGGGAGUGAAAAUGACGGGGACCAUGACACGUUGAACAUUCAAUACUCUGAUACAAUGUUGCCGCCGCAUCGUCGUAUUAUAACUCCCCCAGUCCCUUCCUCCAGGGAAGGGCAAAUCUCCACCAGUAAAGUUUCCGUUACCUGGCCAGUCCUUCGCUGGGACGCAGAGCGCAGUGAAAAUGUUUGCAUUUCGCAGAAUGGAACCACAUGCGUAGCGGAUGUGUCAAGGGCCCUUCAGUUGAGUGCCACUGAGAAGGAGCGAACGGGCAAGGCGCUUCCUUCUGCAAAAAUUGCAAUGUUUGCGCUUGGAACAAUUGGUAUUGCGGAGGGUGAGUUUAUUUUUGAGGUUCGGAUUGAUGCACGGCCUUCUUUAACGCAUACGCCGCAAAGUCUUUUUGCGGUUGGCGUGACCACGAAGUACUACCGAGGUUCAAAUCAGAGAAGUCCAGCCUAUUUAUUCCGCUCCGAUGGGACACUUGUGUCUCACUCUGACGAUGAAACAAGGGUUCCUUACGGCUCUUCUUACAAUUCAGGCGCCCAUAUUACCGUUUAUUUGAGUUUAAUUCAAAAGGAACUUUGCUUUUUCCUCAAUGGAAAAGCAUUGGGUGCGGCAUUUAGGUUUAGAGGGGUGGAGGACCCGGAGCCGUUGUUCCCACUCGUUGUCUUGGGAGAUGAAGGUUGUAGUGCAACCUUUGUUCCCCCUUCACAACUGCUUCCUCAAGUGAGUUCCUCAGCGCGUCAAAGCAUGCGCCCUGUGAGGUCUCAUUAG